AUGCGUUUAUUUUUUUAUUUCUGCUAGAUAUUAGUGUUAUUUUUGUCAAUUGAAAUAUAACCAUAUUUUAUAAAAUGAUAAUUUAAUCUGAUUUAAUAACUUAUGAUAAUGUGAAUGAUAAUCACAUAUCAUCACAAAUGUGGUAUCAUAAUAAGUGCUAAAAACAAUGAUUAAGACUUACAAGCAUUCUAGGGAGAUUUAGUAUUGUUGUAUUCUAAACAAUAGCCUAAGAUGGAUAUUCCUGUUCAAAUAGCUAUUCGGCUAAAGCCUCCCAGUAUUGCGGACUCUCUUCAAUGUAUUUUUAGUAAUCCUGUAACUCAGAUUGUAAUCACAGAGAGUGGCCAGACUUUUCAUGUAAAUAGAGCAUUGCCAGUAGACUGCACGCAGGCCCACCUUUUCAACUCAUUUAUGAUACCCCAGAUAAAUUGUUUCUUAGAUGGAUGUGACACAUCUGUAGUUGUAUUUGGUCAACCUAAAUCUGGAAAAACAUAUACAUUAUUUGGACCUGGUUUUGAAGUCAUUCACAGUGAAUGUGACCAAGGCAUUGUCCCAAGAUUUUUGUCAGAAAUAUUCCAUAGACUUGGUCAGAUGCCCGAGAGAGAGUACAUUUUGCACAUUACUUGGAUGCAAGUCGUCAAUAAUAACAUUUUUGAUGUGUUGGGAGCUGGUUUAGUAAGAUGUACAAAUGUUGAAGAAGCCUUCCAAUAUUUGCAAUUGGGAUGGCGUCAAAAGUGUCUUGGAAACAAUCAUACAGUGUUCACCGUCAGUAUGGAGCAAAAAUGGGUGGGAACAAAUGGGGUUCUUAACCACAGAAUGUCUACUGCCAGUUUCUGUGACUUAGCAGCAUACCCAGAGCCUGGGCUAUAUGCAUUGGAGAAUAUAAUCAAGGAAUUGAUAGCUGGCAAUCCUCCAAAGCAAAUUAAUUACGAUAGCUGUAUAUUAACUGCCAUGUUAAGGGACUCAUUUGGUGGGAGAGCUUUCACUUGGGUUAUAGGUUGUAUUAGCACCGAGCCUGAUGAAUAUCAAGACACACUCAAGAUUUUAAACCUAUGCCUAUGCUGUCGAGGCAUUAAAAACUUUGUUACUGUUAACUUGUUCGCUGACAAUAAUACUCCUGUAUAUGCAGAUAAAAAUCCGGUCCAAGCGGACAAUGCAUUUAAUUUACAAUUUGCUACAGCUCAAUGGAUAAAACUAGUGUCUAAUGCUGAAGGAUUAUUCAAUAGAAUAUUACAAUCGAAAUCAAUAUCGGAAACAGAUAUGAAUCAAGUUAGCGAAUGGCUAUUCUUGAAGGCUGAAUGUGAUGAGUGUUUGAAUAAUGAUAUGGUGACAGACAAUAAAGAGACAAAUAUGAAACAGGGUUUACCAAGGAUAGCUGAAGACACUGAACCUAGUGAGCCAAGUGAGUCAGAUGAUGAAUCGGAUUCCGAAGACAGCAAUUCAGAAACCGUGUUCCAGGACAAACUUGAAAAAUUAAUGGAAUAUUUUAGGGAAAAAAAUGAUCAGCUAUAUGCUGAUAGAUGUGAGGAGUAUUUGAAUCAUAUUGAUUCUGAUGAUAUAACCAUAUCGGAGACGAGUGGUUCCUUGUCACUUCCGGUUAUGACAUCACAGUCUAACUCAGGAAGACGAAGGACCAUUCAACCAGGGGAGAGCAUUUCAGGGGCACAAUUGGAAUUGUUAAGGAAAGUGGCAGCUAAAGCCAUAUCACCAGAAUCUCAGAAAAUUUUAAUUGAAUCUCACAAAAAAGAUAUUGAUCCCGAGCCUAAGUUAAUAGAAAGGGAAUUGCUCAAAAUGAUCGACUCCCCAAAGACUAGCGAAAUAUGUAAAAAAUAUAAAAACUCAAAAGAGAAGUAUACGCAGAAACAAAUACUGGCAAGAAAGUUAUCGAAAGAAAUAAGCAGCAGUCAGACACAGUUGAAAGAAUUAAUAAACAUUUGUAUAUCAAAGCAGAGGUUGAUAGAUGAUCUAUCGAAAGCCGUAUCUUAUAACAGUGGUAACAAACCAUACGUGGAUAAACUGGAGUCAGGACUCGUCGAUCUAGAUACCAUAAAGGAAAUAAAGAGACAUGAGAACAAUUUAAAAACAUACAAGAAACAGAUAGACCAGAUCAAGAGGCAAAUUAAGAAGGACGAGAAGCGUAAAAACACUUUGGACGUCGAAUUAAUGAAGGACAAGUUGAAAUUAGACGAACUCUCAGAAUCUUCAGUCGACGUGAAAGAUAAAAAAUCGCAUUCGAUCAAACAUUUCACCAACAGAAUUACUCAACUGGAUAGUAUCUUAAAAGAAAAGACUAAUGACCUGGCUAACUUGGAACUAUCAAAAGAUAAGGAACUCCUUCUAAGGAAGGAGAUAAAGAAUUUACGUAAAACAAGAGAAUGCUUACACGAACAGCGCUGCAGUUUGGGCCAUAAAAGAAAAAUAUAUAAAUCAUUGUCAGAUUCCGAGGAACGGAAGUUACUAGAAUGUGAAGAGGCUAUAGAAGCGAUAGACACGGCUAUAGAGUAUAAAAACAAUCUGAUAUGUGGGAAAUCACCUUCGGCCUCUCUGUCAGAUUCACAAGACAAUAAGGACUCAAGGAGCAGAGGGGAGCAAAUGCUAAUGGCUAGACUGGAUAAGUUAUCACAUGAUGAAAUGAAAACAUUGCUAUAUAGAUAUUUUCAAAAGGUGGUGGACCUCCGAGGUGCUUGUGCUGCUUUAGAGGCAGGUGCAGCAGCUGCCUCUGAAGAGGCCGCAGUGUGGCGUAGCCGAGCCGCAGCCGCCUGGAGACACGCACACAGAUAUAAACCUGUUCAACACACGCGUUUCUUUGAUGGUUGUAACGCUGACCGAGCUCUUUCCUUUGGCCUGACCACCGAUUCAGAGACCUCUGAUGACGCCCUCAGACUUGUAGAUCGGGUUAGACAACUGGCCAGGAAUCCACCGGCCCCUCCAGUAAUUCCAAGUCAGAAUCUGAGACAAUUAAUGCCAGCAACGAACCUCCCCAUAGCAAAAGUAACAAAGGAAAAGAACAAACUUGUGAUAAUACAACAGAACAAGAAGAAAUGAUAUUGGGAGAUUUUUUUAUUUAUACCGCUCAAUAUAUUUUUUGUUCUCAUUAUAUAUUUAUUGAUACAGUCAAUAGUUUAUGCUACUUUUUAUGAACUACAAAAUUAUCAAAUUUUUUAUUUGUGAGUGAUGAAAGAAUAAUAUGAGCACAAUGAAUAUUAUAGCAUUGGACAUUCACUUUAUAGCGCUGGUAAGGGUUUACAUUGGCAAAUUUUAUAAUCAUUUAUAUCUGAGAUUGACAAUGUAAUAGAUACAAGUGUUGUCUGUAUUAAUAAUUUUCCUAGAGAUAUACGAGUCUUUAAUAGAUAACAAAUUCUUAGUGUUUUUAUGCAAAUUUGUGCCAAUUAAUGGGAUUGGAUUAUAGUUAGAAUCUGGCUUAAUAGAUUUUUCUUUCAGUAAUGAUCUCAACUACUCAUAGGUUGGUUUACAAUUUUAAUUAGUUAGAACGUAGAGUGAUGUUAUAAAAUUGCAAAUAAUUUUUAUAUGUAUAAGUGUUUUAAAUUAAAUCUUUUCAAUUUAAGAACGUUAGACGCGGCUAAAAUCAUGUGAUUAUUGCUCAUUGAAUAAGAUUGAUUUAGUACAAAAUAUGUUUUAAAUGUCACAAAAAAUAACAAUAAGUAUUGAGAUUAUAUUAAUAAAAGACAAGAGGACUGAUUAUAUAUUUUAAUUCGAGCGUUACAAGAUCAUUUUCAUUUUCUUAAAUUACAUCACAUUUGUAUAGAUAGUGCUAGAAAACCUGUAAUGAUUUGUUAUAACAAAUACAAGUAUAUAGACAUAAUGUAAAUAUUUUAUAUUUUUUAAGAUAUCAUUAAAUGAGCUUUUACCCUAUUUAGAAAUUUUUUGUCAUUUGAAAUUCCACGGUAUGCAUAACACACCCUCGGAUAAAACUGAGUAGUAAUGUGUCACAUAAAGAAUGUUCCCUUUUAAUUUCUGAAAAAAAAAAUAAACAUUAAAAUAUUAUAUGAAAUAGUA
Messenger RNA from Danaus plexippus (monarch butterfly), 4014 nucleotides. It is a transcript of the gene cos, whose product is annotated as kinesin-like protein costa. Bases 232 to 3042 code for a protein of 936 amino acids. Gene Ontology annotation, molecular function: ATP binding; microtubule motor activity; microtubule binding. Gene Ontology annotation, biological process: microtubule-based movement. NCBI's taxonomy places the organism in Eukaryota, Metazoa, Arthropoda, Insecta, Lepidoptera, Nymphalidae. The record is from RefSeq and is a predicted model, not a curated record. The transcript is spliced from 6 exons.